AUGGCGAAUCAAUUCAACAAUAUUGUAAGGACAGAGGAAUCGAUUUCCAGUCCAUUUUUUGUUCAUCCUGGUGAGAAUCCUUCACUUGUUCUUGUCUCAAAUUUACUUACUGAAAGUAACUAUCACUCUUGGUAUAGAUCCAUGAGAAUGUCUUUGAUUUCUAAAAAUAAGUAUAAAUUUGUUGAUGGAUCGAUUGUUCCUCCUCAUUAUGAUGAUGAGAAAUUUGCUAUUUGGGAGAGAUGCAAUACUCUAGUUAUGUCCUGGUUGUAUAGAUCUGUUUCACAGACUAUUGCAGAUAGUAUAUCUUGUAUGGAUAGUGCAUUGGAAAUAUGGAAUGAUUUGAGAGAUCGUUUUUCAUUGGGAGAUGCCUGUAGAAUAGGUGAUUUACAGGAAGAAUUUUUUACUUACAAACAGAACACAUUGAGUGUGAAUGAAUAUUUUACACAUUUGAAAACAAUCUGGGAUGAAUUGAAGAGCCUUAGAUCCAUGCCUGUGUGUACUUGUGAGCCUAAGUGUUCAUGUGGUCUUGCUGAAACUGUUGAGAGAACCUUGUCUAAUGAUCAUGUAAUAAGGUUUGUAAAAGGAUUGAAUGAUAGUUUUGGAACAAUCAAAACACAAAUCUUGAUGAUGGAGCCUCUUCCAAAGAUUAACAAAGCCUUUUCUUUAACUGUGCAAUUUGAAAGACAACUAGUAGGAUCUGGUGUUAAACCUCAAGUUGAUGCAAAUGUAUUCAUGGCAAAAGGUUUUUAUGAAGCUAAUAAUGAAGAUUCUGGUUAUGAGUCCAACAUUUGUUAUGCUAGAGGAAGAGGGAUGAACAAUUACAGGUUUGGCAAUGUUAGAGGAAGAGGUAGUUACAUGCCAAAUCCAGUUCUAAAGCAGAAACUUUGUUCAUACUGUGGACUCACUAAUCAUACUAUAGACUACUGUUACAAGAAGCAUGGUUAUCCUUCUGGAUUUCAGCCAAAAUUCAGAGGAGAAAGUAGUCAUGCAAACCAGGUACAACUUGCAGAACAACAGUAUCCAGAUAUUACAGAGGAGCAAUAUCAAGCUGAAAUGUUUAAAGAUGCACACAGAUCAAACUUGCCUGCACAGCAAGAAAUGCAUAAUGGUCAAAUAUUUCCAUUUACCCCUGAUCAAUAUCAGAAAAUCAUGAGCCUCAUUCAGCCACAAGAGAUUGAGACUGUAGCUCAUGUAAACUCUCUUUCAGCUACUUUUCAACCUGCCAUAGAGGAACAAGGUACUGUCCAUGCUUGUUACUUCUCAGCUAAAGGUUAUAGAGAUACAUGGAUUUUGGAUACUGGUGCAACAGAUCACAUAAUCUGUAAUUUAAAGUUUUUUACAACUUUUCAAGAAGUCAAAAAUGUUCAUGUCAAGCUUCCAACUGGACAAUUGAUUUCUGUAUCUCACAUUGGAUCAGUUCAGCUAAAUCCUAAUCUAUUGCUAUGCAAUGUUCUAUAUGUGCCUAUGUUCAAUUUCAACUUGAUCUCUGCAAGCAAGUUGACAGACAAUAAGAAACUCUUCUUACUUUUGUACCAUGAUUUCUGUUACAUUCAGGAUAUGGUCACAUGA
This is a messenger RNA of Mercurialis annua (annual mercury), 1569 nucleotides long. RefSeq lists its product as uncharacterized. The coding region runs from base 1 to 1569 and encodes 522 amino acids. The transcript has a single exon. The record is from RefSeq and is a predicted model, not a curated record. Lineage: Eukaryota; Viridiplantae; Streptophyta; Magnoliopsida; Malpighiales; Euphorbiaceae.